AUGAACGGAAGGAUGCGCUUUUCGAUGGACGCUAUACUGCAUCAAAAUCGACCUGCUUCUUUAGCCAGUACGGCAAAUAAAUCCCGGAAACGGACACUGAGUGAAACAAGUAAAACUGAAGAAGAGGAUGGUCCAUCAUCAUCAAAAUUGUUUGAAAAAUGUUGGAGCUUAGAGCCAUCCUAUGAAAAAGUUCGAGUUGAGGUUGACACUUUGACUUCUGGUACAUCAUCAAAUCAUGGUGGUCGCUCAAAAUCCGGAGCUACAAAACCUGCAUAUUCAUAUAUUGCACUGAUUGCGAUGGCUAUUCUAAAUAGUCCGGAAAAAAAGCUAACACUUUCACAAAUUUGUGACUUUAUUAACAACCGGUUUCAGUAUUAUCGAGACAAAUUUCCUGCAUGGCAGAAUUCAAUUAGGCAUAAUUUGAGUCUGAACGAUUGUUUUGUGAAAAUUCCACGUGAACCUGGUAAUCCCGGUAAAGGUAACUAUUGGGCAUUAGAUCCAAAAGCAGAAGAUAUGUUUGACAAUGGAUCGUUUUUACGGCGAAGAAAAAGGUUAUUUUGUUCGAUGCAGUUUACCGCACCGCCGUUCCUAACCCCUGCACCAUUUGUGCAGCCACCGUUUAUCCCGCCGACGGUUCCGCCAUUACCGCGGAUGAUACGUACACCGGGAGCAUUACCGUAUACGUCGGCAACACAGAUGAAUCCUCGUAUCAGCGAUGCAUUUCCAGCAGCCCGGAUUCCGGAUCCUCGGACAAUGUUGGCCUAUCAGUCGUCACCGUUUUCGUUUGUGUCCACCGGUAUACCGGCAAAUGCCGAUCAUCAAAAAUAUUUGGCUGCGGUAGCUGCCCGAGUUGUUUCAUCACAGCAAACAGCAGAACCGCAGAAAUAG
Messenger RNA from Enterobius vermicularis (human pinworm), 888 nucleotides. NCBI's taxonomy places the organism in Eukaryota, Metazoa, Nematoda, Chromadorea, Rhabditida, Oxyuridae. The record is from the annotation of a GenBank genome assembly.